Molecule: messenger RNA, 5146 nt
Organism: Ooceraea biroi (clonal raider ant)
Lineage: Eukaryota; Metazoa; Arthropoda; Insecta; Hymenoptera; Formicidae
Product: WD repeat-containing protein 48
Biological process (GO): double-strand break repair via homologous recombination
Molecular function (GO): ubiquitin binding
Source: RefSeq, a predicted model, not a curated record
GUGUAGUUAUAAAUCGCUCACAAAAUAGCAUUCGCUUAUCGAACAUGUUGAAAAUGCUCUCAGUGAGCGGGAGUGUUGAGGAAAUAUUUAUUUAACUGCAACAACGUUGCACAAUGGUUGUGUCUCACGAACGUACCCAUUUUUAUUUUCACUACAUUGUACAAUACGUAGUCACUGGAUCAAUCGUACAAAUUAAUCGCAUAACCUAUCAGAAUAAACAUUUAAGGUACUUAAAUCAUGAGAGAGAUGCACAAAGUAUACAUAUAUAUAUGUGAAAAAAAUUCUUUUGGUAUUUAUGUAGGAAAUAUUUUCUCUGAAAGUUAAGCACAUUUCAUACUGUGCGUUUCUGUCGAUUGCGCGAUUCGACGCGCGGUCGAGGCGCGACGAAUGAGAUUUGGAUCGGCGUUAUCGCACUUAUCGUUUCGUGGUAGCGCCGUGAUGUAACGUUAUAUACGUAAUGUUGAGGCAUAUCAUAUUGACACCGGCAGUACGAGAGUAGCAGCAACGAUUACUACGAGCGUAGUGCAUGUUCGGCGUCAUGAACGGGGGUUUGCUAUCGAGAAGAACCACCUGACGUUCGCUGCGCGAUUCAUUGCUCGUCGCUUGCCAACACUCGCGACGGCUUCACGGUGAUGCACCACCGCCUGUCUCGCGCGUCGUGUCCCGUGAAAGCUUCCUAAGUAGGCAAGAAUAAUGAUGAUAACGACGAUGGUGCCGCGCGAUCGUCGUACUCGUGCAUCUCGACAGUGAGGAUCGGCAACGAGAUCGUCACGACGAUGGUGCUAAUGACGCCGCGAGUGCGACAUAACGAGCGAGCGCAACGUGGAACUGUUGUCGCAGCCUGAGUAUCGUACACACGCGCGCGCGCUGCGAGUCGCGCUUGCACUCCGAUUCUAAGCGCCGGGAUCGCCGUCGAACCGUCGUCCGCUGGAUACAAGCAUUCUGGACAUAAUGGCAGCUCACAAGACGGGCGGGCAGAGCGCCCGUAAAAAAGUACAGGUAUCUAUGGUUAUAAGAGACGAGGUGGAAAAGCAGCACAGAGCUGGUGUUAAUUCUCUGCAGUAUGAUCCAGCUCUGCACAGGCUAUAUUCUGCUGGUAGAGACAGCAUUAUAAGGAUAUGGAACUGUAAGAAUAUGAAGGAACCAUACAUACAAUCUAUGGAACAUCAUACAGAUUGGGUGAAUGAUAUAGUAUUAUGUUGCGGUGGCAAGAAUCUUAUAUCCGCGAGUUCCGACACAACUGUAAAGGUAUGGAAUGCGCAUAAAGGUUUUUGCAUGUCGACGUUGCGUACGCACAAGGACUAUGUCAAAGCACUAGCGUAUGCUAAAGAUAGAGAGCAGGUUGCUAGUGCGGGUCUAGACAAGUCAAUAUUUUUGUGGGAUGUUAAUACGCUAACUGCUCUUACUGCGAGCAAUAAUACAGUGACGACUUCAUCCCUGAGUGGGAAUAGAGAUUCCAUCUAUAGUCUUGCCAUGAAUCAGACCGGCACGAUCAUCGUGAGUGGUAGCACGGAGAAGGUUCUUCGAGUGUGGGAUCCACGAUAUUGUACCAAACUCAUGAAGCUUCGCGGUCAUACGGACAAUAUUAAGGCGCUAGUCCUGAAUAGGGAUGGCACGCAGUGCUUAUCAGCGAGUUCCGAUGGCACUAUCAAACUGUGGUCACUCGGUCAACAGAGAUGUAUCCAGACAUUCAGAGUUCACAAAGAAGGAGUAUGGGCGUUAUUGGCAACAGACAAUUUUAGCUACGUAAUAUCCGGCGGUAGGGAUAAAAGAGUAGUAAUGACAGAAUUACAGGGAUACGCUACAGAGAAAUACACAGUUAUCUGCGAGGAGAAGGCACCUAUACUCAAGAUGGCUAUGACGCCGGAUCAAUCUAGCAUUUGGGUUGCGACCAGCGAGUCGACAAUUAAUAAUUGGUCUAUAAGCCAAAAGGAUUGGCAAGAAUUAGGAAUCGGGGAUUAUUGUGAUUCCGCUAGUAACGUGUCAGGCAAUAUCCUAAGAAACACUGAACCUGCACAAAAGAUCCUAGGUGGUCCUGCUAUAAGACACUAUCAUAUACUAAACGAUAAAAGACACGUCUUGACGAAAGAUACAGAAGAAAAUGUUGCACUAUAUGAUGUAUUAAAGGCUUGUAAAGUAGAAGAUUUAGGUAGAGUCGACUUCGAACAGGAGUGCAAAAAGAGAAAUAAAAUGGUUUAUGUUCCAAACUGGUUUAAUGUUGAUCUCAAGACAGGGAUGUUAACCAUACAUUUAGGACAAGACGAAAAUGACUGUUUCUCCGCGUGGGUUUCUACUAAGGAAACUGGCCUAGCAGAUAACGAUGCUGUAGAUCAGAAAGUGAAUUAUGGAAACCUCUUGUUACAAGCGUUGCUUGAACAUUGGUGGAGACCGCUGCACGCUGAUGACGAGAACGAGGGUAAUGGCAAUGACGGAAACGGUCCCAUACAUACGAGAGGAGGAAAUACAUACUUUUCAGUACCUAAUCAUACACCCGUCAUCUUCAGUGAAGUGGGAGGCAGAACGCUUUACCGAUUAUUAGUUCGAGACGCCGCAGGUGAAACUGAGGGUGUCCUUUUGAACGAGACGGUACCACCAUGGGUGGUGAACAUCGUUGUGGACAAGAAUCUUCCGCAGUUCAUUAAAAUACCCUUCUAUCUUCUUCCACAUGCAUCCUCGGGUGUAAAAAGUCUGAAGAAGGAUCGCUUGAUCGCAAAUGACUUUAUACAAGUGCGCAAAGUGGCGGAGCACGUUUACGAUAAAGUGCUCGGUGCAGGGAGCGAUUCGGGCUCGGUAGCUGGUGGUGGAAAUACGGUCUCCAGCGGGUCUCCGGCAGGUGACAGAACGAACACGGACUCCAACGCUGAUAAUUCUUCGCUGGCCGAGGAAAAAGUCGAACUUCUAUGUAACGAUCAAGUCUUGGAUCCUUCAAUGGAUUUGAGAACAGUUAGGCAUUUCAUCUGGAAAAGUUCAGCAGAUUUAACACUUCAUUAUCGUCCUGUUAAAUAGUUAGGAUUAACUACAUUGCAUCGUGAGUCUUUACAGUGUGCCUGGUUUUAUACCAUGAAUAGUGGAAAAUACAUGGGCUACUUGCAGAAUAUGGUACCUUGUGCCACCUUCUCCCUAGGAAAUGAUCACCUGGAUUUAACGAAUGUAUCGUGUGAUGUCGAGGCAGGAACGAAAGAGAGCGAGGCAUAUUUGGAGUAUUAGUGGAUAUGUGAUUCGCAAAGUCCGAAGGCAAUAAUGUCUGGAAGUAUUAAUGUAAAUUGCUCACUUUUAUACACCUGCAUCCUGCGGCCAAAUUCACACAGAGAAGCAUUACUCUCGAUUAAUCUGCUUGAGGAUAGCAUGCUUUUUGUACCUGGAUAUAGAAUUUAAAGUGCUUGUUGUCAGCCAUUGAUCGUCUUCCCAUUUCCAAAGUAUCAAUAAGACCAUAUGGCACAAAUAUAACAAAAAAAAGAAGGGAUAGACCGCAUGGCCGAGAAAAUUGUUGGUUCCUUAGAUACCAUAUAAGUAUGGAUCGCCAGUAGGCUGUAUAUCCUAUAGCAAAAUCAGGCGAAAAGUGUUGCCAAGUAUAACGGUUUUUGGUCACUUAAAAUUCGCGCGAAAAUCAAAUUUGCUAUCUUUACGAAAUUCUAUCAUGUUAUUUUAUAUCUUCUUAUCUUUUAUUCUUAAUUUAUAUUUAUAAUUAAUCAAAAAUGCAUUUUAUAAUCGUUUUAUCGUUCUUGGUUAGUGAUGUCGCUCUUUUUGACAACCAACCUGAACAUAGCCACUGUUGGUCCAUACUUAUAUGGUCUAAGGUUGGUUCUGUUAGGUCUAAUGGAUCCAGGUGAUCCUCACAAAUGCUUCUCAAAUUUUUGUUAUUACUUCUAGUUUAGCUGUAUUCUCUUGUAAUCAGUAGGGAAUUCUCUUGUUUUAGUAUUGCAAUAAAAGUAUUGUGAAUAUUUAUUAAAAGAAUGAGAAAUUGUAUAAUGUUUUGUUACAUGCAUGCAUGCAAAAUGUGUACUCCACACCUGCCUUGUUACAUUAGAGAGCAAAGAAAAGAGAUACGUAUAUACAUACAUAUAUAUAUAUAUAUAUAUAUAUAUAUAUAUAUAUCUGAAAGAAAAUGAGAUGAAAGAUAUGUCAAUUUAUCACAUUAAUCAAAUUAUAUUUGAAUAGCCAAAUUAGAAGUUCAACGUUUCCUAUUGUCCAUAUAGGAAAUAAAAUAAUGUAUUUGUCUGCAGUAUAAUGAGAUCAAAUUCUGUCCAAAUCAAAUCUACGAAAUAUGAGAUACAUAUAACAUCAAUAAAAAGAAAAUUUUAUGUGUAAUAAGAGUAAUCCAACAAAAAAAUAUAAGUACCAUUAGUAAUAUAAAUAUCGUAGGGAAUGUGUGCAGUAUUUAACAGAAUUUGAUCUUGGGAGAAAUUUAUAAUAAAUAAGAAUUAUAUAGUCGUUUUUAUGUUAAUAUAUUCAAUUUUUUCUAGAAUAAAUAAAAACUGUAUAUAUAAACAUGACUCUGUGAAUAUUGUCCAUUAAUAAUAGUAGACCGUAUAAAUAAAAAUGUGACAAAUUUUAUUCUGCAAAACUAGCUCCCGCGAUCGAACGAGCAGAUAAUGCAUUUGCUAUUGUUGUAAGUUAUUAAAUUGCCAGGAAAGAAAUUUUACUGGUUUUUAUUAAUAUGGUCUGUGAGAUAUAUCAUUUGCAUUAUUAUAGAAGCGAAUCUUUUUACGAUUGUAAAUGUGUAUAAUUAUUUUAUGUGUAUUAUUUUAAAAUACUAAAUUAAUGUAUAUUAUAAUUUUUUUACCUAUUAUCUUGCUUGGGUUAAGCUUUGUAUUAAACCUUAAUUUGAUAAUGUGUUAGGAAUAUUAGAAAUAAUUUGCUAUUGCUAUUGUUUCCGUUUUCUACUCAUAUACUGUUAAGAUAUUACGAUACGAAAAGAUAUGAUAAAGAAAAUUUUCUUGACUCGAUAAGGAUAUGUGGCUAUAUACAUAGCAACGGAUGUAUUAUUCUAGUUAAGAUUAUUUGUUACAUUUACACGAGUUGUUUCGAAAGAAAUUGUGCAGUGAACUCUUAUAUUUUUUUAAAACGUUAUUAGACUUUAAAAUAAUUUCGAACCAAAUGUAAAUUAGAUUAUAAUGUGAAAAUAUAGUUAUCUUUGAAACAUCUC